Messenger RNA from Humulus lupulus (European hop), 1903 nucleotides. RefSeq names its product 3beta,22alpha-dihydroxysteroid 3-dehydrogenase-like. The transcript is spliced from 9 exons. Gene Ontology annotation, molecular function: monooxygenase activity; oxidoreductase activity, acting on paired donors, with incorporation or reduction of molecular oxygen; heme binding. The record is from RefSeq and is a predicted model, not a curated record. NCBI's taxonomy places the organism in Eukaryota, Viridiplantae, Streptophyta, Magnoliopsida, Rosales, Cannabaceae. Bases 109 to 1587 code for a protein of 492 amino acids. Gene Ontology annotation, biological process: brassinosteroid biosynthetic process; sterol metabolic process; multicellular organism development.
CAUUUACACACACCUGACAUGCUUGUCGCAUAUUGAAAACAUAUAUUUAUCCCCUUGGCCUUGAGAUCUUAAUCUUUCAUUGAUCAAGAAAAAAAAUAGAAGCAAAAGAUGCUCAAUCCCAAUAAUCUGACAAAGGAAGAACUUAUUUUCCUUGUACAGAACUAUUAUGGAACCAUUAUUAUGGUUGCAGUGUUUUCUGUUGCAGCAAUAUUUUUCUUCUCGAAAACUUGGACAAAAACCUCUAGUACUAAUAGUACUGAAAAAACUAUCCCUGGCCGACUGGGUUUGCCAUUUCUAGGCGAAGCUAUCUCUUUUCUUUCAGCCACUAACAGCACAAAAGGAAGUUAUGAUUUUGUCAGACUCCGGCGACUAUGGCAUGGAAAGUGGUUCAUGACAAGGUUAUUUGGGCAGAUCCAUGUGUUUGUUCCGAGCACAGAAGGAGCAAAAAUUAUAUUUUCGAAUGAUUUUGUACAUUUCAACAAAGGGUAUAUGAAAUCAAUGGCUGACGCUGCUGGAGAAAACAGUAUGUUCUCUGUACCACAUGAGAGUCAUAAAAGGAUUCGCCGUCUUCUUUCUGAAUCUUUCUCCAUGAGCUCUUUAUCUGACUACGUUCAAAAAUUCGACAACAUGGUUUCCCAAAGACUAAAGAAGUUGGAAGAAGAGAGCAAAAGCUUUGUAUUGCUUGACUUCUGUACUAAGAUAACAUGUGAUUCUAUAUGCAACAUGCUAAUGAGUAUUACAGACAGUUCGUUGCUUCAAAAUAUCCAGAAAGAUUGCACAACUGUUUCUGAUGCAACAAUAUCUUUUCCAUUUAUGAUUCCUGGCACCAGAUAUUACAGUGGAAUCAAGGCACGGCAACGUGUCAUGGAGACUUUUAAAGAGAUUAUUCGUAAACGAAGAAGUGGGAAAGAGGCCCCAAAAGACUUCCUUCAAUCCAUGUUAGAUAGAGAUUCUUUGUCUCCCAAUGAAAAGCUCAGUGAUUCAGAGUUGAUGGAUAAUCUAUUGACCAUGAUAAUGUCAGGGCUGACUACCUCAGCUGCUGCAUUGAUGUGGAGUGUCAAGUUUCUUGAUGAGAACAAAGAAGCUCAAGAUAAGCUCAGAAUAGAGCAGUUGUCAAUAUCAAGAAAUAAGGCAGUGGGAGCCUCACUAACCCUCGAAGACAUAUCCAAAAUGUCCUACGGUUCAAAGGUUGUCAAAGAAACACUGAGAAUGUCAAAUAUUGUGUUAUGGUACCCUCGUGUUGCUCUUAGUGACUGCAAAAUAGAAGGAUAUGAUAUACGCAAAGGGUGGCAUGUGAACAUUGAUGCAACUCAUAUACACUAUGACCCGGACUUGUAUCCAGACCCAAUGAAGUUCAACCCAUCAAGAUUUGAGCAAACGCAAAAGCCAUAUAGUUUCAUACCCUUUGGAGCAGGACCAAGAACAUGCAUAGGGAUUAAUAUGGCAAAACUUACAAUUUUGGUGUUUUUGCACCGUUUAACAACUGGAUACAAGUGGAGCGUUGAUAAUAUGGAUACUAGCCUUGAUCCGAAGGGGCAUAUUCCCAGGCUCAGGAGUGGUUGUCCUAUAACUUUGAGGCCAUUGUGAGAUGGUAUAUAUGGAACACAUAGGCACAGCAGGUCAUGUCAUUUAACAGUUUUACUGUCGUUCCUUUAUGGUUGUCGUUUAUGUGCUGGCAGACCCUUUUCUAUUUGUUAUUUUCCUGUAAAAGUCUUUUUAGAUUUCAUUUCAUCUAAAGAUAAAGAUGUUAUACAGGCAAAGUAGAUCAGCCAAUUUGGAUUAGAUUUGCUCUUUCCAGCCAAUGAGUCCCUACUUCGAAUAUGUAAAGUUUGCUGCUGUUAUGUCAUGUUGUAUCACAUGUACCAUGAAUAAAUAGUAACUAGAUAGACUUCGGUCUCUAAAA